Molecule: messenger RNA, 1400 nt
Organism: Gastrolobium bilobum
Lineage: Eukaryota; Viridiplantae; Streptophyta; Magnoliopsida; Fabales; Fabaceae
Exons: 8
Coding region: 5-1102 (365 amino acids)
Source: RefSeq, a predicted model, not a curated record
AUCAAUGCUUUUGAUGGGAUUGGUUACAACCACUAUCCAUUUCACAGCCAACACUGUUUGUGUGCACCAACCACAAACACAAACACUGUUUCAGCGUUUUGGGCAUUUCUCAACUCUCUGUAACUCUCUUGGGUUCCUUUGUUCUAAGUCCAACUACUUGUUACUCUCAUCCUCUACACACCCCAGUUGGGGAACCAGGCUAAAGUCACCACCUUUAUCUUUAUCUCUGUCUUUGAUGGCUACCCAUUUGCAUGUCUCAGAAGGUGCACCCAAUGAAAAAUUGGAGCCUUCCUCUUCUCUUGCACUUGGAGAGCAUGACCUUCUCAUCGUGGGUCCUGGGGUUCUUGGUCGUUUGGUGGCUGAGGAAUGGCGGAAGGAAUAUCCAGCUUGUCAAGUUUUUGGACAAACAGUAACCACUGAUCAUCAUGAGGAGUUGAUUAAAAUGGGUAUUCAUCCGUCUUUGAAGUGGACCAAAGACAUGCACAAAUUUCCCUAUGUGAUUUUCUGUGCUCCUCCUUACAAAUCCUCAGACUACCCUGGUGAUGUUAGGCAAGCUGCAUUAUGCUGGAAUGGUGAAGGUUCUUUCCUGUUUACAUCAAGCUCUGCUCCUUAUGAUUGUAACGAUAAUGGAUUAUGUGAUGAGGAUACUCCAGUCGUGCCUAUUGGAAGAAGCCCCAGGACUGAUGUCCUUUUAAAAGCUGAAAAUGUUGUGCUGGAGUUUGGUGGUUCUGUUGUGAGACUGUCUGGACUUUAUAAAGAAGAUCAAGGUGCACAUGCUUAUUGGUUAGAGAAGGGGAUUGUUGAAUCUCGUCCUGAUCAUAUCCUGAAUCUUAUACAUUAUGAGGAUGCAGCUUCCCUCUCUGUUGCAAUUUUGAAGAAAAAAUUUCGGGGACGGAUUUUCUUGGGUUGUGAUAAUCAUCCUUUAUCCAGGCAAGAAGUGAUGGAUCUAGUCAACAAAAGUGGUAAAUUUAGUAAAAAGUUUGAGAAGUUUACAGGAACUGAUGAUCCCCUUGGAAAGAGAUUAAACAACUCCAAAACACGCCAGGAAAUAGGGUGGGAGCCCAAGUACUCUAGCUUUGCUCAUUUCCUUGAGACCAUUUGAUUAACUGCUGAGUGUAUCUUUGGUGUUGAAAUCAAGUCUAUUCAAUAUUUUCUCCAUGUUGACAUCGUAUAGAAAAUAUUAUCAUUAAUCAGUUUUUAAGUGGAAACAGAAACUCUCAAUUUGAUAUUUACCAAUACUAUUUGGCAUGUAUACUCUUACUUGAGAGGAAUUUUUAGCAUUGCUGUGGUGGGGUAAGCACAUGAGAUGCAUUAGCAGAUUAGUUGUUGUCCUUGUUAGUUACUAUUAUCUUUGCUUUGAAUGUAUCCAAUCCUCUACCAGAAACUACAAUAGUAAUUUU